Molecule: messenger RNA, 3795 nt
Organism: Purpureocillium takamizusanense
Lineage: Eukaryota; Fungi; Ascomycota; Sordariomycetes; Hypocreales; Ophiocordycipitaceae
Exons: 3
Coding region: 961-3291 (776 amino acids)
Biological process (GO): regulation of DNA-templated transcription
Cellular component (GO): nucleus
Molecular function (GO): zinc ion binding; DNA-binding transcription factor activity, RNA polymerase II-specific; transcription cis-regulatory region binding
Source: RefSeq, a predicted model, not a curated record
CUUCUUCAACAGGGAGCCGACGCAUUGACUGAUAAAGAAAGCCAGCCGCGGGAGCGAGCCGAGGAACUUGACGCAAGACUAUGCUUUUAGCACCACCCUGUCGUCCCCUCCGUGGCUCUAAACCGCGGCAGCUAAUCCCCCUAUAACUAACGUACCUACAGGGAGUGGAAGGGAGAGAAGAAAAAAAAAAGUCCGGCGGACUUGAAGCAUCAUCACCGGUCGCCUCAUCGUGAGAUCUGCAGAUCGAUCUCUCAAGCAACGCAACGCACCAACGCUCGUAGCGCACCGUCUACGGCGCACGCCAAAUCGGCGUGGCUGGCUUCGCGCGCGGGCGCGUAGGCGCGGAAAACAGCCAAGGUGAUUUUGAAGACACACGCAAUGUCGGCCACCGCCUCCACCAUCGGCGACGGCAUCUCCAGCAGCACGAGGACGCCCGACAAGGGCAGCAAGCUGCCGACGGCCAAAUGGGGCGCCGCCUGUGCGCCAUGUGCGUCGGCCAAGGCCAAGUGCAUCCGCUCCGACGAGACACCGGGGGCCAAGUGCGAUAGGUGAGUGUUGCUGUUGUUGUUACUCCCCUGCCUCUUUUUGAUUCAUCCCCAUGCAUAUUCUCCCAGUCCGGCCGUCGCCAAGUCGUGACUGGCCAUGACACUAUGCACUACUACCUCUACUGCUACUUGGCCCCGGCACUAGGUGGUUAUCGGCGCCGGUCCGGCAGAUCCGGCACUUUCCAUCGUCAACGUUGGUCGGUCCCUAGGCGAGAAUGAAUACGCUGAUCUGACGCGCAACCGCGCGCGCAUAUAGGUGCCAGCGACUGCUCAAGGACUGCUCGGGCCAGGUGCACCGGCCGCGGAAGAAGAGACAGUCGAAACCGAGGUGCGUGAAACACCUGCUAUCGUUGUCGUCUGCGAUGCAGCAGAGACACCGGGCCGGGCUCCGAGACAUUGCCUUCGGCACUGACCCAUGUGUCGAGCGAGCAGCCGCACCGCCCAGAUCGAGGAGCGCCUCAACGGGCUCGUCAACCUGCUCCAGGCGUCUGGCGAGUUCAACGGGCCGCGCUCCGUGCAGGCGUCGCCUCACAGCCACAGCCAGAAGCUCGAGACGCAGACGCCCUCGCCCGCACAGCACACGCCGUCGGGCAGCUCGACGACCAACGCGCCCCCGUCUUCUCACCCACAACAGCACGACUACGGCGGCGGCGGCGGCGACUGGUCCAUUCCGCCCUCGUACAAUGAGCACGCCGUGCCGGCCUGCAUCUGCCGGCCCGAGAGCGGUGAUGCCCCGCCGCCGCCCGACUCGGACGACGUGCUGCUCGACAUGUACCGCCGCGACAUGCAGCCCGUCUUCCCCUUCGUCAUCAUCCCGCCCGACUGCGAUGCCGGCACCCUCUACCGCAGCCGUCCCUUCCUCAUGUCCGCCAUCCGCAUGGUGGCCUCGUUCCGCAGCCUACGCUCCAUGCGUGCCCAGAUGUACCAUCUCAUGACGCACCUCGCCGACCACAUGCUCAUCCGCUCCGCCCGCUCCCUCGAUCUCCUCCAGGGCAUCAUCGUCAUGCUGGGCUGGUACCAGUACCACUGUUUCAUGCACGCUCAGAUGAACAACCUGCUGUGCCUGGCCACAAGCCUCGUCGCCGAGCUGGGGCUCAACAGGCCCCCCGUGCUCCGCGAGCAAGCCAGCCUCAUGAUCGCCCGGCCCGUCGAGCCCCCGGCGCGCACAAACGAGGAGCGCAGGGCUCUGGCAGCCGUGUGGUUCCUGACGUCGGCCAUGGCAACCAACUUUGGUCGGAUGGAGCCCAUGCGCUAUUCCUCGUACCUGCAAAAGUGCGUCAGGGAGCUCGAGGCUAGUGGCGAGUACGACACCGACGCCGCGCUUGUCUUCCUCGUGCGUGUCCAGCACCUGACGGAGCGGAUAUGGGACGUCAAUUCGGGCGAGAGGGAGCACGAGGUUAAUCCUGGAAUCCCCACGGCGCCGUCGUCGGCGUACAUCCUGGCGUUCCAAAACGAGCUGGACCGCCUCCGCAACUCCCUUCCUGACCACCUGAAAAUGGACAACGCAAUGCAAGUAUACAUCCACACGGCCAUGCUACGCCUCUACGAGCCGCCCGUGGCCGACAUGGCGCUCAUACGCCAGCUUUCCGAGUCGCUCACCAUGGGCUCCGCCGGUGCCGGCACGCCCCUCGACAGGAUCUACCAGACGAGCUCGGCGCUGCGGCUGUGGUUCGAAAACUGGCUGUCGGUGCCCGUGUCGGCGUACUACCGGCAGCCGGCGGGCAUCGCGGCACAGCUCGUGUACGCGCUGACGAUGCUCGGGCGGUGGGCAAAGCUCGCAACGCCGCGGACCAUGUACGAGGGCGGGACGCCCAUGCCCCGAGCCACGAGCGCCGGCAACAUGAGCAUGGCGGUUUACAACGCAGAUCCCCAGCAGCCGCCGGCGACGCGCGAGUCCGGGCUGGGCACGAGGGCGACCUCGGCGGCGGCGGCGGCGGCGGCUGCUGCGGCCGUCCAUGGUCACGGCAACCCCCACCACAACGGUCAAGGGCUGACUUCGUCGUCUUCGUCGUCAUCGCAAGGCCCAUGGUCGCAUCUCCGGCGCGACAGCAAGGAGUGCAUCACGACCGAAACGGAGCCGGGGCUGCCGGCAGCGGUAGGCGCGCUGCAGUCGCAGCUGCAGCUGCAGCCGGGGCUGACGGUCAAUAUACCCGAAAUCCUGUCGGCCAUCUGCAGCCGUUUCGAGCAGGUCAACUCGUCCUUUGACGUGGCGGCGUCGUCUGAAUCGGGCAAGCUGGACGGCAACAUAUGGAGCUUCAGCGCGCUCAAGGUGCGCAUUACGAGGGUCAAGCUGGAGCGCUGGGCGGAGCUGGUAUCGGCGGGCGCGGAGGCGUCGUCGUCGAACCGCGCGGCUGCGGGUGGCGGGGGGAGUGGUUUUGACAAUAAUCAGCAGCAGCACCAUGCGCCACAUCUACAGCAGCAACAGCAACAAAACCCGCUAGCGACGACGACGACGACGACGACGGGCAGCAACAGCAACGGCGCUGGGCCUCAAGCCCAAUGGCGUGGAUCGUAUCCACAGCACCACCAGCAGCAGCUUCACCAACAUCAAGGGAUGAGCGGCGCGCCGGGCGACAUGCAGCAGCUCGGCAGCCUGGCGCAGGACCAGACGCAGAUCCAGAACUUCCUCGGCAGCACGCCGUGGACGAGCGACAUGCUAGACGGCAUCGAUCCGACCGUCUGGUUCGACGGGUACCUGGACUGGGGCGCCGUGGUGAUGAACUCGAUGGGCACGGCCGAGCAGUGAGCGGGCCCCCUCCCCGCAUCGAGAGCGGCAGCAUGUGGCGGCCAAGAAGAGAUUGGCCGGCCGGCCGGCGCUCGGAACAGAUACCUAGACAAGGCAGUCACAGCACCUUUUAUCUUCCGAGAGGGACGAGACGAGUUAUUUAUUACGACUGGUGAAAACCCAACAAGGGACGAGCGGCAUCUUGUGUACAGUAUGGGAAGUGGCUUUUUUUUCCCUAAUUCAUUUUCCUUUCUUGUUUCUUUGUUUGGCUUGGGGCUGGCUGGCGUGUGCGGGCACAAAUAGACGGGCAACGGACAACAGGAGCACAGGGCAACAUGGCGCAAUCGGGGUUUUGUUGGUUUUACUGUAUAUCAAGGUACAUGUUGUAUUUAUGUCGCGACGACGACGACAUUACGUCUUCUUCUUUAUCUCAUCUCCUCCUCCUUCUCCCAAUCGCCGGAAACCCGUCAGUAUAUCUUACGUGCAAAAGCAGUCGGUAGAUCAAAUGCUGUUCGUAUUGUUUCG